Molecule: messenger RNA, 567 nt
Organism: Rangifer tarandus platyrhynchus (Svalbard reindeer)
Lineage: Eukaryota; Metazoa; Chordata; Mammalia; Artiodactyla; Cervidae
Source: the annotation of a GenBank genome assembly
AUGGGCCAAGAGAGGUGUGCCCGCUCUGUAACCACAUCUGAGCCCGGGAAUAACGAGGUGAGUCAGCACCCUGAUACCGCGCUGGCCUCCAGACCCGCCGGCCUGGCUGACAAGCAGCUUGGUGGUGAGGCAGAUGCACAUUCUCUGGGCUCCUACUGUGGCCCGGGGCUGUGCCAAGACUCUGGCCUCGGCGAUUUGCCCCAAGGACGGUUUCUGUUUGGUCGAAGGUCUGUCACUCCUGAGUCCAGCCUUCCGCGCCUCUGCCCUGCCUGCAAGAGGGACCAAACUGGGCUCUGGCCCCGGGUGAGGGACCCCACGCUUCUGGGCCCGUGGGAGCUACGUUCCCAGGCCUCCCCUGGCACCCACAGGAGAUGGCUCGGUACUGCGGUGAUCCGAGGCCCCGAGGGCUCCCUCCCGAGUCACAGCUCCACCCAGGAGGAGGGGGCGCUCCCUCCUGCGUCACACCUCCACCCGGUAGGAGAGGGCUCCCUCCUGGGAGGGGAGAGGGGCGUUGAGACAGCUGCCUUCCUGAACCGGCCCGCGCUGGUCUCUAUCCCCGCGCUCUGA